AUGUGCGCCCCGACUGUUCUCUCUCUCAUAGUUAUCAACAAGGCUGGAGGUCUGAUCUACCAGCGGGAGUUUCAACCCGGCCUGCGUAAGCUCUCCACCAACGACUACCUCGUCCUCGCCGGUACCUUUCACGGUGUACACGCCAUCACUCGCACUAUCACUCCCAAGCUCCCUCUCGCUCCUCCAUCUACCUCACCUGCCGUUUCGUCCCCCGGGAACACCGCCCCCGCUACGUCGGGGUACAGCUAUCCCAACCCGGGCGUCCCCACAUCAGGCUUGGAAUUCCUCGAGACGGAUAAGUUUCGCCUGACAUGCUUCCAGACCCUGACCGGGACGAAAUUCCUCCUCUUCACCGAUCCCCUGACCGGCAGUGUGGACACUGUUAUGAACAAGAUCUAUGAGCUAUAUGCGGACUACGUGAUGAAGAACCCAUUCUACCAGCUCGAGAUGCCGGUACGGUGUGAAGCUUUCGAUAGGCAUCUCGGGGCGUGGUUGAGAGGACGAACUUGA
This is a messenger RNA of Penicillium waksmanii, 510 nucleotides long. RefSeq names its product trafficking protein particle complex subunit 4. Gene Ontology annotation, biological process: endoplasmic reticulum to Golgi vesicle-mediated transport. Bases 1 to 510 code for a protein of 169 amino acids. Gene Ontology annotation, cellular component: TRAPP complex. The record is from RefSeq and is a predicted model, not a curated record. The transcript has 3 exons. NCBI's taxonomy places the organism in Eukaryota, Fungi, Ascomycota, Eurotiomycetes, Eurotiales, Aspergillaceae.